Molecule: messenger RNA, 1902 nt
Organism: Pipistrellus nathusii (Nathusius's pipistrelle)
Lineage: Eukaryota; Metazoa; Chordata; Mammalia; Chiroptera; Vespertilionidae
Source: the annotation of a GenBank genome assembly
AUGGCUAAUCAGGUGAAUGGUAAUGCGGUACAGUUAAAAGAAGAGGAAGAACCAAUGGAUACUUCCAGUGUAACUCACACAGAACACUACAAGACACUGAUAGAGGCAGGCCUCCCACAGAAGGUGGCAGAAAGACUUGAUGAAAUAUUUCAGACAGGAUUGGUAGCUUAUGUGGAUCUUGAUGAAAGAGCAAUUGAUGCUCUUAGGGAAUUUAAUGAAGAAGGAGCUCUAUCUGUACUACAACAGUUCAAGGAAAGCGACUUAUCACAUGUUCAGAACAAAAGUGCAUUUUUAUGUGGAGUUAUGAAGACCUACAGGCAAAGGGAGAAACAAGGAAGCAAGGUGCAAGAGUCUACAAAGGGACCUGAUGAAGCGAAGAUUAAGGCUUUGCUUGAGAGGACUGGUUAUACUCUGGAUGUAACCACAGGACAGAGGAAGUAUGGUGGUCCUCCACCAGACAGUGUGUACUCUGGCAUGCAACCUGGAAUUGGAACAGAAGUUUUUGUAGGAAAAAUACCAAGAGAUUUAUAUGAGGAUGAAUUGGUACCCCUUUUUGAAAAGGCUGGUCCCAUUUGGGACCUACGUCUUAUGAUGGAUCCACUGUCUGGUCAGAACAGAGGGUAUGCAUUUAUCACCUUCUGUGGAAAGGAAGCUGCACAGGAAGCUGUUAAACUGUGUGACAGCUAUGAAAUUCGCCCUGGCAAACACCUUGGAGUGUGCAUUUCUGUGGCAAACAACAGGCUUUUUGUUGGAUCAAUUCCAAAGAAUAAGACUAAAGAAAACAUUCUGGAAGAAUUCAGUAAAGUCACAGAGGGUUUGGUGGACGUUAUUCUCUAUCAUCAACCCGAUGACAAAAAGAAGAAUCGGGGGUUCUGCUUCCUUGAAUAUGAGGAUCACAAGUCAGCAGCACAAGCCAGACGCCGGCUGAUGAGUGGAAAAGUAAAAGUAUGGGGAAAUGUAGUUACAGUUGAAUGGGCUGACCCUGUGGAAGAACCAGACCCAGAAGUCAUGGCUAAGGUAAAAGUUUUAUUUGUGAGAAACUUGGCUACUACAGUGACAGAAGAAAUAUUGGAAAAGUCAUUUUCUGAAUUUGGAAAACUCGAAAGGGUGAAGAAGUUGAAAGAUUAUGCAUUUGUUCAUUUUGAAGAUAGAGGAGCCGCUGUUAAGGCCAUGGAUGAAAUGAAUGGCAAAGAAAUAGAAGGGGAAGAAAUUGAAAUAGUCUUAGCCAAGCCACCAGACAAGAAAAGAAAAGAACGUCAAGCUGCUAGACAGGCCUCCAGAAGCACUGCGUAUGAAGAUUAUUACUAUCACCCUCCUCCUCGCAUGCCACCUCCAAGUAGAGGUCGGGGUCGUGGUGGGGGGAGAGGUGGAUAUGGCUACCCUCCAGAUUACUAUGGCUAUGAAGAUUACUAUGAUGAUUACUAUGGUUAUGAUUAUCACGACUAUCGUGGAGGCUAUGAAGAUCCCUACUACGGCUAUGAUGAUGGCUAUGCAGUAAGAGGAAGAGGAGGAGGAAGGGGAGGGCGAGGUGCUCCACCACCACCAAGGGGGCGGGGAGCACCACCUCCAAGAGGUAGAACUGGCUAUUCACAGAGGGGGGCACCUUUGGGACCACCAAGAGGCUCUAGGGGUGGCAGAGGGGGUCCGUCACAACAGCAGAGAGGCCGUGGUUCCCGUGGCUCUCGGGGCAAUCGUGGGGGCAAUGUAGGUGGCAAGAGAAAGGCAGAUGGGUACAACCAACCUGAUUCCAAGCGCCGUCAGACCAACAACCAACAGAACUGGGGUUCUCAACCCAUCGCUCAGCAGCCGCUUCAACAAGGUGGUGACUAUACUGGUAACUAUGGUUACAAUAAUGACAACCAGGAAUUUUAUCAGGAUACUUAUGGGCAACAGUGGAAAUAG